UCGUAAUUAGAACAGCACCCCGCUUGCUCGCGAGACGUGCCCCAAUCACAACCAUGGAGGGCGUCCCUCUGCUGGGCGUCGAGCCACCGUCCCGACCUCUGGCUUUCGUCACACGCCAGGCGGCGCGCGAGGUCAGCUUCCGUCGACGCCUGCUGUCCAGCACCAACGAGCUUCGACGCUUCGCGGCGAGGCUCACCGCUGCAGCAGUCAUAGUCAUGGCUACUCUCUACUUCACCGUCGCCAGCAAAUCCUAUGAAGGAAAUGUCAAAUCCGCGCGCGGGACUGGCAACAAGUCGCGCAUGCUGUUCCUGGAGACCGGGCACGCGUUUGACGUCACCGGCCGCUUCUCGUGCGCCAUCGAGUCCGCGGCGAGGCACCACCCCGGUUGGACCGUGAACGUGCUCGCCGCGGUCGGCACGCCGAACAGCACCGACGUCUGGCUGGACGGGCCUUUCAGGCAGAUGCUGGGCCGGUUCCCCAACGUGGCCUUUGAUAGCGUGCAGGUUGCUGAUGUGAUCCGGGGCACGCCGCUGGGCUCGUGGAGUCUGCCGGACCCUCUCAAGGACGGCCCCGGCGUCAACGAGCAACUCUCAAACGCGCUGCGCUUGGCGCUUCUCUACAAGCGAGGCGGCGUCUAUCUCGACAAGGACACCGUGGUCAUGCGGCCACUCCAUGGAUUCGACGCCUGCCUAUCCCAGACGUCGCUGCGCAAGGGCGACUCGGUGAGCAACAGCUUCCUGUUCUUCGAGGCGGGCCACUCGUUCGUGCGCGACGCCAUGAAGCGUAUCGCCAGCGACCACCACCCGGACGUCAAGUCGUCCCUGGGGCCGCCGCUGCUGCACGACGCGCUGCUCGAGCGGUGCGGCGUCGCCAGCGUGGCGCCUCUGGCCGAGGCCGGCCGCCGAUGCCGGGGCGUGCUCGUGCUGCCGUGGCACGUGCUCAUGCCGGUCGCGUACACGGCCUGGCCCUCGCUGUUCGCCGCCGAAGGCGCCGACGCGAACUCGUCGCGGUGGGAGGCGUGUCGGCACAGCCACGCCAUGUGCCUAUACGGCAAGCUGAGCGCCCGCAAGAAGGCCGAGAAGGAUUCGCCGUACUGGCGCGCGGCGUCCGAACACUGCCCGCGCUCGCUGGAGAUCUCGGUCGACGUGGCCGGACGGUUCUGACGCUGAGUGCGAGGACGCAUUUGCCCGGUCGAAGAAGCUCGCACAGUCAACCGCAAAAGUUUACGGGACGCUGGAUCCUGCCAAGAAGCUGAAUUCUCGCAAAGCGUGGUCACACAGCCUCGAAUUAAAUGUUCCUGCAUGUAGUAGCCUUCGCCACCUACACAGUGAUUCAUUAAAUACGAUGUGUCAUGCCUUAACAGUGCAGGAAUUCACGUUUGAAGAGGAAACCGCAUCCCGUAAACUUUUGCUGUUGACUGUACAUUCACGACCAUACGGAUGGCAUUUCCAACUGAUUUUUAUAUAAGGGGGCAUGUAUAGGCACACUAAUAUGUACAGACAGAGGGAGGCACGGGUAGUUGGAAGACGAAUCCCAGCUCUUGAGACAACUAGAAAUCGAAAAAAAAAGAACUUGCUUCGGAUGACAUUUGCAUUUUUUUUUAUGUUUCACGGUGGCUGAUUCGUUCGUUUGCGCAAUACGUAAAUCAGUUGGAUGUGCCGCCUUCGUGGUCAGUAGUGUUCGUGCUUCUUUUUGUGUGUAGUGUCCUUUAGCGGCCAAAUGUGUCUUUCAGCAAGUACCAAGCAGUCCAAGAAGGAGUUCUUGGUUCUCGCGCGAACGUCCUUGACACCGUUCAUAUUUUCAAUGGGUCUUUAAGCUGCUUGCGGUUUCGCAGAUGAACCAAAUGCCCUACUUGUUCAUUUUCCUGUUCUUGUUGUUACCAAUGUUCAAUUGGCUCAGUAUUACAGCCCGAGCAAGUCAACGUUUCAAUAUCGUGCUUAUGGUUUCUCAACGCAAACCAAAGGAUAUACAGGCCCAUUUUUUUGUUUUGCUA
Molecule: messenger RNA, 1993 nt
Organism: Dermacentor albipictus
Lineage: Eukaryota; Metazoa; Arthropoda; Arachnida; Ixodida; Ixodidae
Product: lactosylceramide 4-alpha-galactosyltransferase-like
Biological process (GO): glycosphingolipid biosynthetic process
Molecular function (GO): hexosyltransferase activity
Source: RefSeq, a predicted model, not a curated record